AUGACGACGAGUCAGAGCCCGGUACUGAGAACCUAUGCUAGCUUCGGCAAGCAUCAGCCUCACUCGUCGUCACCACUCAAGAGCGUCUCUGAAUUCAGAGCCUUUGCUGCACCUGCCACGCAGCCGCCUUCGGCCUUACAGAUCGUCGGUCACUUUGCUCGUCAGCCUUUGCUGCUGCCACGACAACUUGCGCGAUUGAUCAGCUCCACCCAAGAGCGGUCAGAGCCAGAGCGGAAGAUGCACAAGUCAAGCGCCAGUCGGGAGCUCACGCUCAACUCACCCGUUCAGCACCGUCGCGGCUUCUCCUCUGACGUGAAUCUCGCAAGCUCUGAGAUGCUUCUGGGCAAGUCGACCAUCUCGGACGACCAUCUCAUCGUCCGUAACAAUUCGCGAACCUCUCGCAAGAAGCGCGCAAAGUCAAGCAAGCGCCUCGCGGGGCUGUUCGCCGUCGUCACGCUAUGCUGCUGCGGCACUGUGCUGGUCGUGAUGCGGCCGACUGCACAAAUGCAGUGGAUUGAUGAACAGUGGUCAAAGCUGACAGACGAGCCCAUCGAGCCAACAUUCGAGCUGUACGACAGCGAUGAGACUGGCGCGGCUGCCUACAGCCCACGCAAAGAUGGUCGGAUCUUACUCGUUCCAGGGGAGCCUCAUCCGAUACCGGCUCUCAUGCGACGUGCACAGAGGCGAUACGACCAUCUGAUUGCUCGCCAAAGUACUACCUUUGCACACGCUGUGGCGGAAUAUAAAAGGCGAUACCAGAUUGAGCCUCCCCGGGGAUUCGAUCUCUGGUAUGCGUUUGCCAGGGAGAACAACGUCGCUCUCAUCGACGAGUACGACAUGAUCGAUGAGGAUCUGAAGAUCUUUCGCGCUUUUAGUCCAGAAUCGUUUCGCCGGCGCGCGGCAGCUGUGCCGAGUCUCCAUCGGGCGGCCUGGCCAGUUGAGGUCAGAAACGGAGAAGUCAGUGCGCCUUCGUAUGCGCAUAAAGAGCGAGCGGACAAUGUCGUCUUGAUGAUGUCGAGAUUCGCUCGCUAUCUGCCGGAUAUGACGCUUUGGUACAACUGGGACGAUCACCCGCUAAUCAACAUCCCAUGGGAAGAACGAGCGCGACUCGAAAAACACAUCACUGCAGGACUGUACGACGAUGAUGCCGGCGAGGGCCUGGCCGCUAUUGCGCCCAAGAUGAGACAUCCGCAGUACGGGUUUGCUCAGACAUGUCCGCCCAAUACGACUGCCGCUCGCCCUGGCUUUCAGUGGGGUCGCGGUUCACGCAACAACACCGGACUGGAGCACCUGCCUAUGCCAGACGGCGCAUCUGGCACGCUCAUCGAUUCUUGGCAUCGCACCAUGGACACCUGCAACAACCCCGACGCGCGUCACUACCACGGUGGUACGGCUUGGGUUUACCCCGCCAUUCCAAACCAGAUCGUGCCUUUACUUACUGGCGGAGUCAACAGCCAUUUUGGGGACAUUCACGCCGUUUUCCUUGCAAAACUCAAAGAUGAGCCCGAAUUGGCCUGGGAGAACAGGACAGACGAGCGGCUUCUGUUCAGAGGUCAGACGAGCGGGACAACAUGGGAUCAAGAUGUGCCUUGGAUCAACACACAACGCUCGCGUCUGCAUAUACAGGCGAAUAACCUAGAAGGCAAUCGUACGCUCAUGAUAGCGGACGAAGACGACUUGCUCGCCAACGUCACGCUGGCCAACAAGGCAAUCAAUCCCGCUUUCUUCGAUGUUGGCAUGAUCGGACCGCCUGUGCAAGUCAAAGACGAUGUUACUCGCGCAGAGAUGGACAAAGUCUACGGUGGCUACAAAUCGCGCAUGACAGACAAGGACGCUGAGAACUACAAAUAUGUGAUUGAUGUCGAUGGCAAUACGUGGAGUGGAAGGUUCGGCAAGCUUAUGCGCUCGCCAGCUGCAGUCAUCAAAGCGACCAUCUAUCCCGAAUUCUUCUCAGUCUCUUGCAUUCCUUGGCUCCAUUACAUACCAGCCCAGAUCGAUUACACGGAUCUGUGGGACAUCCUCGCCUUCUUUCGUGGCACGCCAGAAGGACGGGGAUCACACGACGAGCUCGCCAGGCAGAUCGCUCUUGCCGGCCAAAAGUGGGAAAGACGACACCUCCGCUGGCAAGAUGCAGAAAGUUAUCAGUUCAGAUUGGCGCUCGAAUAUGCUCGGCUCUGGUCAGACGACCGACCGAGCAUGACUGACGUCGAUCUCAGUAUCGAACCUCAUAUAGACAUGUAA
Molecule: messenger RNA, 2241 nt
Organism: Mixia osmundae IAM 14324
Lineage: Eukaryota; Fungi; Basidiomycota; Mixiomycetes; Mixiales; Mixiaceae
Product: glycosyltransferase family 90 protein
Exons: 4
Coding region: 1-2241 (746 amino acids)
Source: RefSeq, a predicted model, not a curated record